AUGUUCGGGCUGGAGCAGUUCGAGCCGCAGAACAGCGGCCGGAGCGGCGGGCAGGCGGAGCGGGGCUUCGGCCAGCCCGGACUGAGCAUGAGCGCGCACUUCAAGGCGCCGGCAUUCCCCGGCGGCGGCCCAGCACCGGCGGACCCGGCCCUGGGAGCGCUGGGCGAGCCGCCCCUCCUGGGCAUGAACAUGAGCCUGGCCGGGGACGGCUACGGCUUCCCGGGCCGCGGCCCCGCCGAGCUGCACGGCGGCGGCAUGCAGCCGCCUGUGCACGGCUUCUUCGGCGGACAGCAGCCGCACGGCGGCCCCGGAGGCGCCCCCCACCCGCACCAGCACCCCCCGCACUUCGGCGGCGGCUUCGGGCCCGACCCCGGCGCUUCCUGCGUGCACGGCGGGCGCCUUCUGGGCUACAGCGGCGCGCUGGGCGGGCAGACGGCGUUCGCCGACGGCUACGAGCACAUGGCCGAGGGCCAGGGCGGCGAGGGCUUCGGGCAGCAGCGACCCGGGACCUUGCCCGAUUUCCAGCACCACGGCGCCGGCGCCGCCAGCCACGCCGUGCCGGCGCCCUGCCUGCCCCUCGACCAGUCCCCCAACCGCGCUGCCUCCUUCCACGGGCUGCCGGCGGCCGGCUCCUCCGAGCCCCACGGCCUGGAGCCGCGGCGGCUGCCGGCGCAGGGCGGCGUGGACUCGCUGGAAUACAAUUACCCUGGCGACGGCCCUGCCGGCCACUUCGAGCUACCCGUCUUCUCGCCGUCGGAGCCUGAGGGGCAGCUGCCGCACUACGGCGGCGGGCGGCAGGUGCCGGCGGGCGGCAGCUUCGCGGGGGCGCCCGCCCUGCCCCGGGCGCCGGGCAUGGCCGUGGCCAAGGCGCACCCGCCGCAGCAGCACGGCGUCUUCUUCGAGCGCUUCGGGGGGGCGCGGAAGAUGUCGGCCAGUAUGGAGCCGGGGGCCAACGCCAGGCACCCGCUGAUGCAGCAGCAGCAGCAGCAGCCACCACCACCACCACCGCAACCACCGCAGCAGCCGCCGGGCUUGCUGGCCAGACAGAACUCCUGCCCGCCAGCCAUCCCUAGGCAACAGCAAACAGAAGCCAACGCUCCCAACUCCAACCUGCAGGACAAUGGGCCCAUAAUGCAGAACCAGCAUGCACAGUUUGAAUACCCUAUUCACAGACUGGAGAACAGGAAUAUGCAUCCCUACACCGACCCCGUGUUUAAUAUGCAGCACCCUCCUCCGCAACAGCCACCAAAUCAAAGACUGCAGCACUUCGAUGCCCCCUACGUGAGCGUCGCCAAGAGGCCGCGCUUUGACUUCCCCAACACUCCUGGCGUCGAGCGCUGCGCCUCCUGGGGUGGCGGCAGCAUGCACGGCCCGGCCAUGGAGAGUCACCUUUCCCCGACGGCCUACCCCGGCCUGCCGGGCGAGUUCACCCCGCCGGCACCUGAGGCCUUUGGGGGCCCAUUGCCACACGGCGGCCCUGAGCACCCGGCAUUGGCGCAGCGCCAGAACGCGGCCCUGGUGAUGAAGCAGAUGGCCUCGCGAAGCCAGCAGCGCCUGCGGCCGCCCAGUCUGCAGCAGCUGGGGCAUCAUGGUGAGGUGGGCGCACCCGGCAGCCUGCCCCCGCCAGCCUUCGAGCGGGAGGCUGGUGGCGGCCGCAGCUUCGAUGCGCCGGCGCCGCACCUGGCCCCCGACGGCGCCUGGUUCGCAGGGCCGCCGCCGCCCGGGGAGCUGCUGCAGAGGCGCUUGGCGGCACCCGGGCUACCAGCCGAGGCAGCCCCCCACGAGCUGGGCCUGCAGCCGGGUGGCCCUGCCGUGCUCUUCCGGCCGGGCGCCAGUGGGCUGGGGCUGCAGGAGCCCUUGCGCAUGGCGGGUGAGGGGCCGGCACAGGCCCUGACGUCGCCCGGCGUCCAUCCGCCCUUCACCCCCACAAUGGGUGGCCUCUCGCAGCUGCAGUCACCAGGCAGCGGUGUGGCACUGCCCAGUGCCCCCGCUGAGCGCCGUGGCCCCGCCGACUUCGCCGCUCAGCCCGGCUUUCCCUUUGGGGCGGCAGCGCGGCAGCCGGCGGCCCACGGGGCUGCACCUGCCCUCAGCGCCUCGCCCGGGGCCUACCCGCCGCCCCCGCCCGAGUUUCCCCCGCCACCCCCACCACGGCCCGCCGCCAGCAAGCUGGGUGCCCUCUCGCUGGGCUCCUUCAGCAAGGCGGCCAGCAAGGACAACGUCUUCGGGCAGAGCUGCCUGGCUGCCCUCUCCACUGCCUGCCAAAACAUGAUCGCGAGCCUGGGCGCUCCCAACCUCAACGUCACCUUCAACAAGAAGAGCCCGGCCGAGGCCAAGCGCAAGCUCAGCCAGGCCGAGCCUGACCCGCCACCUGCUGCCCCGGACUACUUCCCAGCAGGGCCACCAGUAGGUGGGGGUGGCACGGGCAAAGCAGGGGGCACUGCCCCGCUGCUGCCCGCGGAGAGCAGCCUCUCGCCCGGCUACGCGCUGGAGCCGGUGGCCGGUGGCGAGGGGAAGGCGGGUGGCGGGAGGGGUCGGGGUCGCCGGAAACGGGACAGUGGACACGUCAGCCCCGGCACGUUUUUUGAGAAGUUCUCAGCUGCCGAGGGUGGGGGAGCCGGUGUCAGCCCAGGGCAGCCGGCAGUGCCGGUGGCGGCGGGGGCCCCGCCGGGGGCUGCGGGCGCUGAGCGCGGUGGAGGCACCCCUCAUGACAAGCCCCUGACCUCGCCAUCCUGGGGCAAGGGCAGUGAACUGUUGCUGGCGGAGCAGCCCGACCUGAUGUCCUCCCUGGACAGCGGCAUCCAGAGCGUGACCAAGUCAGACGGCAGCUCCCCGCACGUGGACUUUCCCGACGAGGUCAGCACCAGCUAUGGCAACGAGGACGAGGUAUCCUCCAGCUCCGACAAUGCCACCUCCAAGCCCACCCGUAGCCCGCUGCUGGGUGGUUCGCCCAAGCUGCCCCGUGGGGAGCACGCACUUCUCAACGGACAGAAGCCCCUGGCCCUUGGCCUUCUCAGUACAUCUACCUCGACCCCCGACAGCUAUGGGCUCAGCACCACGGCGGGUGCUCACCCUGGCACACCAAGCAUGGAGCAGGUGCGGACCCCCACAAGCACCUCGGCCCAGGAUGAGAUCCACCCCCUGGAAAUCCUGCAGGCACAGAUCCAGCUCCAGCGGCAGCAGUUCAGCAUCUCGGAAGACCAGCCCUUGGGGUUGAAGAGCAAGAAGGGGGAGUGUGCGGGGCAGAAUGGGGACAGUGACCUGGGCAGCUGCUGCUCGGAGGGUGUCAAGGGCACCAUGAGCACCAUCGACCUGGACUCCCUGAUGGCAGAGCACAACUCCACCUGGUACCUGCCUGGAGAGAAGGCUCUGAUGGAGGGGCAGGAGGAGGACAAGCCCAUGGCGCCCUGGGAGAAGCCCAAGCCCCCGAACCCCAGCAAAGAAGCCCACGACCUUCCCCCGAGCAAGACCUCGGCGGCGGCGGCGCAGACGGGCACCCACCUGCAGUGCCUCUCGGUCCACUGCACGGACGACGUGGGCGAGGCGAAGGGCCGGACUGCGGUGCCGACGUGGAGGUCCCUGCACUCGGACAUCUCCAACAGAUUCGGGACUUUUGUGGCUGCCCUGACUUGAACAAAAGAAAUUAUUAUUUUUUUUUCUUUUUUUAAUUUCAAAGGGCCGCUACUGCUAGGUGGACUAUUUUUCUAGGUUGGUACCUGCUUAGUGGCAUAUGGACUGGAAAGGGUUAAUUUAAAGUAAACCUCAACUUUUUUUUAAUCUUCCGCCACAGUAUGUUACCAGUGUUAACCCUUCUGCAGUUAGCACACUUUUGCUUAAGAUUUUCCUGCUAGACCACUUUUUCCCAUUAUUCUGUAACCUUGGCAUACAUUUAUAGAUGAGGCCUUUUCCUUUUUCAUCUCAGUGUGUGUCCAAGUCACGUAUGUCAUAAUAAGACAAAGAUUCUCCUUUUCCUCCUCUUCCUCCUCCUCCUCCUCCUCCUUUUCUUCCUCAUUUGCUUUGUUUUUGUUUUGUUUUGCUUUGUUCAGUGCUUAUUAGGAUGGUGAUCCUGAGGAGCAGCAGUUCAGGAAUAAACGCCAGUGAAGGUGAAAUGGUCAGCAUUAAAUCAUAUGUUAUAGUGACACCCAGCCUUUGCCAGUCUCAUACAAACCAAGUAGUUGAUGCUCUGUUGAAUGUUUAGGCAUGAACCUGCCCUUUCCUGAGAGAAUGAGGCUCUGCUAUUAAGAAGGUUCAGCCUCGUUUUGCUCUGUGCCUCCUGGUGAGGCCAGGAUGCUCUUUCCUCCAUGUACCUGGGUGUAGCCCUGGGAUGGAGCUCUGUCAUGAACGGGCUGGUUCAGGCACAGCAGGGAAGGUAUGGAGAGGUUUUUCUAAAGAAGUCUAAUAGUCAUUAUCUCCUCCUCCAAAGGCCCAGGCUUCAUUUUGCUUGCCUGGGCCUGGUGGUGCUCCUGCAGUUCCUGCUUUGUUCAUACUGGAGAAGAAAACCCCUGCACCCUGCCCAUAUUUUGCCCAUUUUAAACUGCAGAAAGAUGCUGUUGAUUGGGAGCAGGUCCAGUGUCCCUUGCAUUUACCUGGUGGUGCUCCAGCCCCUGCCACAACAGGUC
This is a messenger RNA of Cinclus cinclus, 4616 nucleotides long. It is a transcript of the gene MN1, whose product is annotated as MN1 proto-oncogene, transcriptional regulator. The coding region runs from base 1 to 3630 and encodes 1209 amino acids. Gene Ontology annotation, biological process: regulation of DNA-templated transcription. Lineage: Eukaryota; Metazoa; Chordata; Aves; Passeriformes; Cinclidae. The record is from RefSeq and is a predicted model, not a curated record. The transcript is spliced from 2 exons.